This is a messenger RNA of Meloidogyne enterolobii, 833 nucleotides long. Lineage: Eukaryota; Metazoa; Nematoda; Chromadorea; Rhabditida; Meloidogynidae. The record is from the annotation of a GenBank genome assembly.
CGACAAACAAAGGAUAUAUAAUUUGGCACAUUUUUUUAUUAUUAAAAAAGGACAACAAUGGACAACAAUCUUUCCAAAAAAAUUUUUUUUAUUCUUUAUAAAAGUUAUCGAAUUCCUCUCCCAUUUUAUCUUAUUUUUUGACACCAAGAUUUUUUUAAUAUUGAUACUGUCCGCAAAAAUUGUCCGCAAAAAAGGAAUUGUCCGCAAAAAUUAUCUGCAAGAAAAUAAAUUUGUCCGCAAAUAUUGUCCGCAAGAAAAAUAAUUGUCCGCAAUUCCUGUCCGCUAGAAAGGAAAUGUCCGCAAGAAGAAAAACUUUGUCCGCAAAUAUUAUCCGCAAGAAAAAAAUCUUGUCCGCAAAAAUUUUUCAAUUGACUGAUAACAAAAUUAAUUGGUCUCUCAAUAUUAUAUUCUACAUCCAUUCCUUUCUUUCCUUCUCUCUCUCUAUCUCUUUUUCUUUUAAAACUAUUAAAGCUUUACAUACAUUUUAAUCCUUCGAAAAGCCCUUCGAUUUUUAUAUAUUAAGUGCGCGUUUACCUUUCUUGCCUUUUUCUUUUAUUCAAUUUCCUUCUCCUUUUUACUUCUCCUUUUUACUUUAAUUUCCUUCUCCUUUUUACUUUUUACUUUAUUGUGGAUUUUUUUUCACCUCUCAUUUUUUAAUGGCUUCCCCCCUUUGCUAACAAGUCAACUACUAGCUACUUGCGCGCUUAUUAUUUUUCCUCCUUGUUUUAUUUUUUCUUUUGUUUUUCUAAAAAAUAUAUUUUUUUCUAGUCAAUAUUAUAUAAGUGAAUAUUUGAAAAAAAUUUUUUUGAAAAAAAUUUUUUUGAAAAAUUGGC